Molecule: messenger RNA, 2316 nt
Organism: Psylliodes chrysocephalus
Lineage: Eukaryota; Metazoa; Arthropoda; Insecta; Coleoptera; Chrysomelidae
Source: the annotation of a GenBank genome assembly
AUGGCUCAUGAGAAAUGUAACGGAAUUCCGUUGGCCGAAAAUGGCAAUAAAAGUGAGCUUUUAACUGUAUCUCAAUUGUCAGAAAUCGUUACCAAUGAUAAUGUAGCCGACAAUAACUCCUUUCAUUCGAUAGAAGAUAUGAUAGAAAACGCGGAAGUAGUUAUGGACUGUGACCAAUCUACCGUCACCUCUUCAUUCAUUGUUUCCAAUCUUUCAGAGCAGUGUUUUACUAAGGCACAUUUAGAAGACAUGACCCAAGAAAUUGAUGUAGAAAAAAAUCUAGUUCAACUAAACGAAUUAGAAAUUCAGGUUUAUGGAGAAAAUGCCCUAUUGGAAUCAGCAGAAAUCAUGACAAUUUCUGAACUUCCAGACCAAUGUGUUGAAGCUCCUAUAGAAAAGGUAGCCCAAGAAGUCGUUAUUGAAACUAACGGAGUGCAGCUUCAUGAAUUAGAAAUAAAUGAAAAUACUGGGCAAAAUAAGAUAUCCGAAAACUUUAUAGAAGUUUUAGAGACACAAGAAAAAAAAGAACACACGAAAACUAAUUCAGAACCAAAUGAACUAAAUAUGUCAAAACAUGAGAACAAAAUACUUGUAAGAAAGAAAGUAAGUAAACCAGAAACAUGGAAAAAUAAUAUUCGAAAAAACCUCUGCCAGGCAGGUAAAGAAUAUAUUAGCUCAAGAGGAAAGCAUGUUUGCGCUAAAACGAUAGUGAAUAAAAAAGACUGUCUAAAUAACUGCAAAUUCCAAUGCUGUAAAAAAAUUGGGGAGAAUGCCAGAAAAAAUUUGUUUCAUUACUACUAUGAAUUGAAUCAAAAUGAAAAGUACGUGUUUCUUAAGCAAGUAACAGAAAAGUUUAUUAAAGGGCGCAAAACUACGGAAGGUGCGUCUCGUCGUGCCUAUUCAUUUAAAUACUUUUUUAAGGUUCAAGAAGAGAAAAUACAAGUAUGCAAAAAAUUUUUUUUAGGAACACUAAAUAUUUCUCAAAAACCAGUUUAUACCGUACAUUCUGCUGAUAGUGACGUUCCAAAAAAAGAUCUGAGAGGAAAGACCGGCAGUAGAAAAUUAGAUAACAAGAAAAGGCAGGUCGUUAUUGAUCACAUUAAAAAAUUUAACGUGGUCGAGUCUCAUUAUUGCAGACAGAAUAGUCAGAAAAAAUAUUUGGAAGCCACAUUAACAAUUCCAAAAAUGUAUGAUUUAUAUCUUAAAUAUUGUGCAGAAAAUAACAUAGAAAAUCCGGUUAAAGUCUCAAUGUAUAGGCAAAUUUUCUGUACUAAUUUUAACUAUAGUUUCCAUAAGCCUAAAAAGGACGUUUGUGAGACCUGCUCGACUUAUUAUUUAAAGAAAAAGGAAAACAGGCUAAGCAACACCGAAGAAGCUGCCAUGGAAAAACAUAUUGCAGAAAAAGAAGCUAUGAGAAAGGAGAAAGAAAAUGAUAAGAAAAGUGGAAUUCCUGUUUUAUGUUUUGACCUGGAAAAUGUCAUAACUUGCCCAAGAUCUUUUAUUGGAAAUUACUUUUAUCUGCAAAAGUUGACUAUGUAUAAUUUAACAGGUCAUUUAUCCACAACGAAUAAAGGAUAUUGUGUAUUGUGGAUUGAAACCCUUCAGGGCCGAAGUGGAAAUUGCCUGGCUAGUGCCUUUAGAAAAAUUAUUGAGAAGGUUCUAGAAGAUAACCAUUUUAAUGUACUUAUUACUUGGAGUGAUAGCUGCGUUCCCCAAAAUCGCAAUUCCCACAUAGCUUUUUGCGUUUUAGAUUUACUUAGAAAUCACCCAGAUCUUGACUGUUUAACUAUGAAAUAUUCCGUUCCUGGACAUGGUGCUGUACAGGAGGUAGAUAAUAUUCACAGCCAAAUUGAGAGGCACAUGUCACAAAUAGAAUUUUUUUCACCUUUGGGGUUCAUAAAGGAACUUAAGCAGGUGAAUAAAAAAAAUCCAUUUGUUAUCAUUCAGAUGAAAGAAUCAGAUUUUAUGAACUAUGAGGAGUGUUCUAAACAACUGAAAUAUGAUAACAUACCAUUUACAAAAGUUUAUACUAUGCAAUUUUCCAAAUCUGAUCUAACAGAAGUACGUUUUAAAAGAAGUCACACAAAUAAUGAGUUUAUUAAGGUUUCGAUAAGUCCUGCUGUUCCUGCUCUCCCACGCCGUAGAACCAAAAAAUUUGCGGAAGUAAAAUCCCCUCCUGAAAUUGCAAAUUUAAUACCAAAAAUACUCUCAAGCAAGAAAGAAAUCUCCAAAGAAAAAAUUAAUGCUUUAAAAAAAAUGAUGCCGUCAAUGCCGCAAAUUGACCAAGAUUAUUAUAAAGCACUAUUACAUUUAUAA